AUGCGGGACCAGGUGCGUAUCGGGUUGCUGCGGAUGCACCGCAUGUUCCAGGAUCGCGUGGGUCGCUUGGAAAAACCAGAGGAUGCCGUGCCGGCGAAGCUGGUGAAUGUGCGUCCGGUCACGGGGGCGAUUCGGGAAUUCUUCGGCGGCGACAAAUUGUCGCAAUUCAUGGACCAGACGAAUCCGCUGGCGGAGUUGACUCACAAGCGCAGGUUGUCGGCCCUGGGUCGAGGCGGACUGACCCGGGAGCGGGCCGGAUUCGACGUGCGGGACGUUCACGCCUCGCACUAUGGCCGAAUUUGUCCGAUCGAGACGCCGGAGGGCGCGAACAUCGGACUGCUGAGCAGUCUGGCGGCGUACGCCCGCAUUGACCGGUUGGGCUUUAUCGAAACGCCCUACUGGCCAGUGGUGAAGAAGAUCAUGAGCGUGUCGGCGGCGCUGAUUCCGUUCCUGGAGCACGACGACGCCAACCGAGCGCUGAUGGGCUGUAACAUGCAGCGACAGGCCGUGCCGUUGCUGCAACCACAAGCUCCCAUAGACGAUCAGUUCACUUCGGUGCACAUCGAAAAGUACGAAGUGGAAAGCCGCUCCACCAAGUUGGGCGACGAAGAAAUCACCAGGGAUAUCCCCAACGUAGGCGAAAGCAACCUGCGUGACCUUGACGAGCGGGGUGUGAUUCGAAUCGGGGCCGACGUGGGCCCGGGCGAUAUUUUGGUGGGCAAGGUUACGCCCAAGGGUGAAACUGAAAUGACCGCCGAAGAGCGCCUGUUGCGGGCCAUAUUCGGCGAGAAAUCCAAGGACGUGCGGGAUACUUCGCUUCGUGUGCCCCACGGGCAGCGAGGCAAGGUUAUCAGCGUGAAAGCGCUGAGCCGCGAAAACAAGGACGACCUGCCCCCGGACGUGAAUGAGGCAAUCCGGGUGUGGGUGGCGCAGACACGCAAGAUCUCGGUUGGCGACAAGAUGGCAGGACGCCACGGCAACAAGGGCGUGGUGUCGCGGGUUCUGCCGGAAGAGGAUAUGCCGUUCCUCACCGACGGACGCCGGUUGACAUCAUACUGA
Messenger RNA from Geodia barretti, 1059 nucleotides. The record is from the annotation of a GenBank genome assembly. Lineage: Eukaryota; Metazoa; Porifera; Demospongiae; Tetractinellida; Geodiidae.